Messenger RNA from Fusarium pseudograminearum CS3096, 2610 nucleotides. RefSeq lists its product as uncharacterized. Gene Ontology annotation, molecular function: zinc ion binding; ubiquitin binding. Gene Ontology annotation, biological process: macroautophagy. Gene Ontology annotation, cellular component: phagophore assembly site. The coding region runs from base 1 to 2610 and encodes 869 amino acids. The transcript is spliced from 3 exons. The record is from RefSeq and is a predicted model, not a curated record. Lineage: Eukaryota; Fungi; Ascomycota; Sordariomycetes; Hypocreales; Nectriaceae.
AUGGCGUCCGCAGCGCAUACCUCGAGCCUCGACCACAACAUCACCAUAAAGGUGAUGUUCGAGGGCAUCACCCGCCGCACCAAGAUGCCCCUUCGAGAUAUGAUCCCAGGAACUCUUGAGUCUAACAUCCGCAAUUUCUUGCAUAUUCCUGCAGACGUAGAAGUCGCAUUUGAGCGAUACUCAGACUCUGCGGCUUCUUUUGUCCUUCUCGAGCUAGGAAACAUUCCCAUUUACAAGCAGCUCUACCGCGCUGCCAAGGCGAAGUCCAAGCUCAAGAUCCGCGUUACUGUAAAGGAGCAGCCCAAGACUACAGUACCCAAGCCUGUCACUGUCGAGGAUGAGCCCGAAUCUUCCGCAUCGGCCCCGGCUCCUGUCAAUGUAGAUGAGUCUCCCCGAGAGAUUGUUGAGACCGCAGAGGAGGCUAGCCUAGCUCCUACACCCGCCGCCGAGGCCCCUGCGCCCACUCCGGCAUCAGAUGUCAUGCCGCCUGAGACGACUCUUCCCGUUCGCUCUCUGUCCCGCACUUACAACGCAGCUCUCCUUCAGGAUGCGGCAAGAUAUGUAGAACCACAUGACUUCCGCAAGGAGUUCGAGAACCGACUUUCCAACUUCACGGACCGAUCAUCAAUGUCACAGUGCUCGCCCCCAACCUUCAAUCUUGCCAAGGACCAGCAACCAAUCAACUUCUUACCCAAGAUUUCUGCGCCGCCGUCCUUCGCGUGUCCCAUCGUAUGCCCUGCAACCGGCACUAGCUUUGCCGUUUGCUGCAACAGCUGCGAGAAGAACAUUCCCAAUGUUCAUUAUCAUUGCUCCACUUGCGACGAUGGUGACUUUGAUCUCUGCCAGUCUUGCGUUGACCAAGGCAUCACCUGCCAUGGUCGGGAUCAUUGGUUGAUUAAGCGAUCAACUGUCGACGGACAGCUGGUCCAGAGCACCACCGAGACGAUCGCGCCCAAGCCCAAGCCUAAAGCCGAGGUCAAGGUCGAGACUACCGUUGAGACCAAGGUUGAGCCCAUGCCUCACCAUGUGCCACUACCCAAAGCGCUGUAUGAGCCGCUCCCUGCUUCUUUCGCGUUGCCUGGCAUUAUGCGAACGUGCAACUGCUGUGUGCAAGAACACCCCGAGGCCGAGUUCCUUCACUGCCGCAUGUGCGAGGACUUUGAUCUUUGCCAGUCAUGCUUUGCUAGAGACUCUCAUGGCCACCAUCCCAAGCACAGUUUUGCUCCUGCUGUGAAGGGUACCAAGAUGCCUGGCCACAUCGAAGUCAAGAUGAGCCCCGGACGCAACCACAUGCACCAUGCUAUUUGUGACGGCUGUGACCAGAACAUCUUUGGCAUUCGCUACAAGUGUCUCGAUUGCCCUGAUUGGGACUAUUGUGUCAACUGCAUCAAGACUGUCAAGAUCAGCCACCCUAACCACAGAUUUGCGCCGAUCUACGAGUCUCUGGUUGAUUUUCGUCGCCGAGCUCCAGCAGCUGUUCAUAUUGGCAUCUGCUGUGAUGGACCUCUUUGCAAUGGACGCAACGCUUAUCCUUCCUACAUUCGCGGCACACGAUACAAGUGCGCGAUCUGCAACGAUCUGGACUUCUGCGCGAAUUGCGAGGCCAGCCCUGAUAACAAGCACAACAUGACUCACCCCUUGAUUCAGUUCAAGACUCCUGUCCGUGCUGUCAGUGUCACAAGCACUGGCGAGACACCCGAGGGCAUGCGCAUGCCCGAAAUGGGUGAUCGCCAGACUAUCUCCAAGGCUACCGAGACCAUGCCUGCCGUCCGCAGCAACUCUAUCAACGCCGUCCGCACGAUCGUUGAUGUCAAGCCUUCUGAGCCUGCUCCUACCAAGGUGACCGUCAAGACACCCGAGCCCAAGAUCCCAGAGGAAGCUUCUCCCAUCUUAGAGCCCAUCCGGGCUCCCAAGGCUGAACUCAAGGGCGUUUUCGUUCGUGAGACCAUUCCUGAUGGCUCUAUCCUAGCUCCCAACCAUAACUUUGAGCAGACGUGGACCCUUCGCAACGAGGGUAACGAGAACUGGCCUGCUGGCUGCUCUGUCAGGUUUGUCAGUGGUGACUACAUGGGACACGUGGACUCCAACCACCCCGCUGGCAUCUCGGAGCUCAUGUCGGCUUCGGAAUCUACUGUAUGCUAUGCUCCUCUCGGUCCCGGCCAAGAGUUUCCCUUCACCGUUCUGCUCCGAACACCCGCUCGCCCUGGUAAGGUCAUCUCUUACUGGCGCCUGACAACCCCCACUGGUGAGAAGUUCGGCCACCGACUCUGGUGCGACGUCAAUGUCCGUGUUGUCAAGGAGGAACCUAAGGCUAAGCCUGAGCCCGAGGUUAAGGAGGAGAUCACACCUGUCGAGGAGACCAAGCAAGAGGAUGAAAGCCAAGCCUCCAGCCAGAUGAUCUUCCCCAAGCUGGACAAGGAGUCACCUAUGGCCAGCAUUCACGAGGCUGCUGCUACUGUGCCUGUUGAGGAGCCCAAGCGGUCCGUUAACAUCGAUGACGAGUGGGACUACUCUGAGGAGGGUUUCAUGACGGACGAGGAGUACGAUAUUCUGGAUGCUUCGGACGAAGAGUAUCUGGAGGAGCAAAAGAAGAGACUUGGCACCAAGUAG